Molecule: messenger RNA, 1482 nt
Organism: Lithohypha guttulata
Lineage: Eukaryota; Fungi; Ascomycota; Eurotiomycetes; Chaetothyriales; Trichomeriaceae
Exons: 10
Coding region: 1-1482 (493 amino acids)
Biological process (GO): transmembrane transport
Cellular component (GO): membrane
Molecular function (GO): transmembrane transporter activity
Source: RefSeq, a predicted model, not a curated record
AUGGCAACGCACAGUAGCUCGCCAGAUACUUCUGUAUAUGACAAGGUCACCGAAGCCAAACAUGUCGACGAGGCUCUUUCCGAUAACUCCAAGGAGGCUCUGGACUACGAUCCCGAGUACACACCUGCGGAACAAAAGAAGAUUAUCCAUCGUGUCGAUAUGAGAUUGAUCAGUACCUGUGGUAUAUUGUACUGCAUUUCCCUCAUGGAUAGAACCAACCUAUCUGCUGCCGCCAUUGCUGGAAUGAACGUCGAGCUUCGUCUCAACGUAGGCUUCCGCUAUUCGACCAUUGCGCUCGUGUUCUUUAUCACGUACGUUCUCUUCCAACCGCCGAUGACUGUCCUGUGCCGAAAGAUUGGGCCAAGGCCUUUCCUCGCCGGUAUCUGCUUCGCCUGGGGAGGUGUGAUGAUCGGAUUUGGAUUUCCAACCCAGUGGACAUCGAUGAUACCUCUAAGACUAAUCCUAGGCGUUCUGGAAGCCGGUUUCUUCCCAGGAUGUGUGUAUUUGAUUUCCACUUGGUAUGUCCGAUACGACUUGCAGAAACGCUACAGCGUCUUCUAUCUCAUCGGAUGUCUGGCCUCCGCAUGUGCAGGCAUACUAGCAUUCGGACUCAUGCAGAUGGAUGGUAUCAACGGUUAUCGCGGCUGGCGAUGGAUCUUUAUCAUGGAAGGAAUCUUGACAUGUGUCCUAGGAGCAGGUGGUUACUUUCUUCUUGUUGACUUCCCCGAUCGAGCGCACAGAACGGCUUUGUGGUUCCUGAACGAGAAGGAGUGUGCCUUCAUCUUGCGAAGGAUCAACAAGGAUCGGGACGAUGCGGCAGUUGAAUCCUUCAAUUUUAAGAAGUGGGUGUCAAACGGUCUCGAUCUUAAGAUUUGGGGAUUCGCAAUGAUCUUUUUCUGUCUGACAACUGUUUCGUAUGCGAUUGCAUAUUUCUUGCCGAUAAUUCUUCGAAAUGGAAUGGGCUUCUCGGUUGGUGCUUCACAAUGCCUUGUGGCGCCUCCUUAUGCAUUUGCUGGCAUUGUGAUGUUUGGUACAGCAUGGCUAGCCGACAAGUACAGAGUCCGUGGCCCGAUCUUGAUCGGCAACGCAGUUCUUGGCCUAAUAGGUCUGCCUAUGAUGGGAUAUGCUUCGUCCAGCGGCGUUCGCUAUCUUGGCGUUUUCUUCGUGACCGCAAGUGCGAACGCGAAUAUUCCAGCUUGUAUGGCUUACCAGGCCAACAACAUCCGAGGGCAGUGGAAGAGAGCCUUCUGUUCCGCCACUCUGGUUGGAUUCGGUGGCAUCGGAGGUAUUUCUGGUUCAUUAGUGUUCCGAUCACAAGAUGCACCUACUUACAGACCUGGUAUCUUUGCAGCCAUCGCUUGCAACUUGCUCAUCAUCGUGAUUGUCAUUUGUAACACCAUUUACUUUAGGGCGGCAAACAAAAAAGUGGACAGAGGUGAGAAGGUGCUUGAGGGAUUGCCUGGAUUCAAGUACACGAUCUAG